This is a messenger RNA of Oncorhynchus mykiss (rainbow trout), 1530 nucleotides long. RefSeq names its product globoside alpha-1,3-N-acetylgalactosaminyltransferase 1-like. Lineage: Eukaryota; Metazoa; Chordata; Actinopteri; Salmoniformes; Salmonidae. The record is from RefSeq and is a predicted model, not a curated record. Gene Ontology annotation, biological process: carbohydrate metabolic process. Gene Ontology annotation, cellular component: vesicle; membrane; Golgi apparatus. Gene Ontology annotation, molecular function: hexosyltransferase activity.
AUCGGUCACACCCAUAUUUACAUGGUCCACUGGCACUGGAUAGGCCUACAUCCUUGCUGGUGAAACAGUAAAAGGCACAGAUUCUACUGGCUUUGGGAUACAGUCCUGCAUUACUUCAAACACUCAAAGUUUGAUUUAAUAGAAUUGCAAACUUUGGGAGGAACAAUGCGUUUUUUCACAAAAAUCCGUCCUUCCAUCACUCUGCCACUUUUUGGAAUCGUACUUUUGGGAGUCCUGGUUUUAACAUAUUGUUACUCAUCAUUUGGUGAGGUGAAAAAUAAGGAUGUCAGAAUUCUAGAAGUUUUGGGGUUGUGUCAGCAGGACCCUGUCAAUUUCAGGCGGGAAAACUGUAGUUGUAGGACCCGGGACAUGCUGUCCCCACAGGGACUCCUGUAUAAGCAGCCCAGUGUGUUAAAGGGGCGCACCAAUGUGGUAACUGUUACCCCUUGGUUGGCACCAAUUGUCUGGGAAGGCACCUUUAAUCCCUUGAUUGUUGACAGCAUUUACAAGCCUAUGCACCUCAGCAUUGCCACAACUGUCUUUGCGGUUGGCAAGUAUGUGCGCUUCCUGCGUGACUUCCUAGAGACUGCCGAGAAGCAUUUCAUGGUGGAUUUCAAAGUGCACUACUACAUCUUCACUGACCGGAGGGAAGAUGUGCCAGCGGUGGUCCUCGCUCCCGGUAGAAAUGUAACCAUCAUCCCAGUCCCUGGCUCCAACCGCUGGCAGGAGAUCUCCUCCAGGAGGAUGGAGAUGAUCCAGACCGCCAUCGAGAACCAGAUAGGCAAGGAGGCGGACUACAUCUUUUGCUUGGAUGUGGACACGAAGUUCCACGGACGGUGGGGGGCAGAAACAUUGAGCAGGCUGGUGGCCACUAUUCACCCAGGUUACUAUGAGCAGACCCACGAGCACUACCCUUACGAACGCCGUCCUGCCUCACGGGCCUACAUCCCCGCGGGGGAAGGAGACUACUACUAUGGAGGCGCCACCAUCGCUGGCUAUGUGAGGGACGUGCACAAGCUGACAAAGUACUGCCGCGAGCAGCUGGAGGCCGAUGCCGCCAACUCCAUCGAGGCGGCAUGGCAGGAGGAAAGCCACCUGAACAGAUAUCUCCUUUACAACAAGCCCACUAAGAUUCUGUCUCCGGAAUACCUGUGGCAGGACUUCAAGGCCAAGAACAACGAGGUGCAAAUAAUCCGCUUCUCUCAGGUCAACAAGAACUAUGCAGAGGUUCGGCCCAACGUGAAGAAAAGAAAGUAAUGCUGUGGCCACUGUCGCACCAAGAUUCAGGAUCUAGGCCAGGGAGGAGGAUACUGCUAUUUGUAUACAUUGAAGGUGGCUGGAUCAGUAAACAAGCUUAUGUUGUUCCGCUUUUCUCUCAAUUAGUUUAUAUCCUUUACCGCUAAAGAUGUAUUAUAGACAUGAAGGGCUGUUUCCAUGUAGAAAUGUUUGUCAAAGGAGCAGAAGUGUGGAUAGAGGGUGAGUUUGUGAAAUGAAUGUGCAAUUAAUACUGAUAAUACAUAAUAUUUGUGA